Molecule: messenger RNA, 879 nt
Organism: Plasmodium gallinaceum
Lineage: Eukaryota; Apicomplexa; Aconoidasida; Haemosporida; Plasmodiidae
Gene: NEK2
Product: NIMA related kinase 2, putative
Exons: 8
Coding region: 1-879 (292 amino acids)
Biological process (GO): protein phosphorylation
Molecular function (GO): protein kinase activity; ATP binding
Source: RefSeq, a predicted model, not a curated record
AUGUCUAAUACAAAGAAAAUAGGUCCUUACUACGUCUUAAAAACUAUUGGAAGAGGAUCAUUUGGAAUUGUUACAGCAGUUAAAGACGAAAAUGGAAAAAUUUUUGUAGUAAAACAGUUAGACAUGUCGUGCAUGAGUAAUAAAGAAAAAAUGAAUGUUGUUAAUGAAGUAAAGUUCACCCUUUCAUUGUUAGGUAUAAAGAAGCUUUUAUUGAAAAUAGCAUUUUAUAUGUUGCUAUGGAUUAUUGUUCAAUUUUUAUUUUUAUCCUUUUCAUUAAAUGAAGAAGGAGAUUUAAGCAUAUGCAUAAAAAAAAAUAAAGAAAUGAAAACAUUUAUACCUGAAAGCAGAAUUAAAAGAUGGCUUUUACAAAUAAUUACUGCAAUAAAAUUUAUACAUGAUAAAAAAUUAAUACAUAGAGAUUUAAAAUGUAACAACAUAUUUUUAGAUGAGUAUGAAAGAGCUAAAAUAGGAGAUUUUGGUUUAGCUAAGCUAUUAGAGAAUACAGAACAAACAAAUACUCUAUGUGGAACAAUUGGAUAUAUGGCACCAGAAGUUUGUAAAAAUAUGCCUUAUAGUUUUCCAGCUGAUAUAUGGUCUCUAGGAGUAAUUUUAUAUGAGCUCAUCAGCUUAAAACAACCAUUUAAAUCGAAAAAUGAAAAUAUGUUGUCAGUUGUUCAAAAAAUUUGUGAAGAUGAGCCAUCUCCUUUACCUACAAAUUAUUCUGAAGAAUUGAUAAGUUUAUGUUAUUGGAUGCUAAAAAAAAAUUCUGAUGAAAGACCAACUGCAUACGAUAUUAUUGCAACUGAUUACUUACAGGGGGAAAUUCAAGAAUUACAUUUAUUAAAAAGUGAAAUAUUAAAUAAGAAUGAAGUAAAUUAA